AUGACGGUAAAGCGCAGGAAUCACGGCCGAAACAAGAAAGGGCGCGGCCACGUGCGCUUCAUCCGCUGCACGAAUUGCGGCCGAUGCUGCCCGAAGGACAAGGCCAUCCGCAAGACCGUCAUCCGCAACAUCGUCGAAGCCGCCGCCGUUCGCGACCUUGCCGAUGCUUCCGUUUACGAACAAUACACGCUGCCGAAGUUGUACAAUAAGAUGCACUACUGCGUCGCCUGCGCCAUCCACUCGAAGGUCGUCCGCAACCGAUCCCGUGAGGCUCGCCGUGAUCGCAACCCGCCGCCUCGCUUCGGCACCCGUCCCGGGGGCCCGCCACGAGCUGGACAAGCGGAAAAGGCC
Mesorhabditis spiculigera is the source of this 351-nucleotide messenger RNA. Lineage: Eukaryota; Metazoa; Nematoda; Chromadorea; Rhabditida; Rhabditidae. The record is from the annotation of a GenBank genome assembly.